Molecule: messenger RNA, 4179 nt
Organism: Hipposideros armiger (great roundleaf bat)
Lineage: Eukaryota; Metazoa; Chordata; Mammalia; Chiroptera; Hipposideridae
Gene: HTR7
Product: 5-hydroxytryptamine receptor 7
Exons: 3
Coding region: 333-1640 (435 amino acids)
Biological process (GO): chemical synaptic transmission; circadian rhythm; adenylate cyclase-activating adrenergic receptor signaling pathway
Cellular component (GO): plasma membrane
Molecular function (GO): G protein-coupled serotonin receptor activity
Source: RefSeq, a predicted model, not a curated record
CGGCGGCUGCGGGCUGCGGGCUGCGGGCUGCGGUACGGCCAGCCGAGCCCGCUCCGCCGGCACACGAGCCCGCGCGUCCCGGGCGUCCGUCGGGUGCCGAGGGGGGACUCCUGCAGGGAGUCCCGGCGCCGCUGCGCUCCCGCGUUGUCCGCAGCGGCCGGGGGCCUGGGACGUGCGGGGUCGGGAGGCCGAGCCGGGCGCCCCCCAGCGGCCGGCGUGAGCCCCAUGGCUGGACCGCGCAGAGCGGAACCCGCGAGGUGAAGCCCCUGGGCCCGCAGCCGGAACGUGUGGCGGGGGCGCCGGCUCCAUGGGCAGCAGCGCACAGCGGCACGAUGAUGGACGUUAACAGCAGCGGCCGCCCGGACCUCUACGGACACCUGCGCUCCUUCCUCCUGCCGGAGGUGGGGCGUGGGCUGCCGGACCUGAGCCCCGACGGCGCCGGCCCAGCCGCGGGCUCCUGGGCUCCGCACCUGCUGCGCGGGGUCCCAGAGGUGACCGCCAGCUCCGUGCCCACCUGGGACGCGCCCCCGGACAAUGUUUCCGGCUGCGGGGAGCAGAUCAACUACGGCAGAGUCGAGAAAGUUGUGAUCGGCUCCAUCCUGACGCUCAUCACGCUGCUGACGAUCGCCGGCAACUGCCUGGUCGUGAUCUCGGUGUGCUUCGUCAAGAAGCUCCGCCAGCCCUCCAACUACCUGAUCGUGUCCCUGGCGCUGGCCGACCUCUCGGUGGCCGUGGCGGUCAUGCCCUUCGUCAGCGUCACCGACCUCAUCGGGGGCAAGUGGAUCUUCGGCCACUUCUUCUGCAACGUCUUUAUCGCCAUGGACGUCAUGUGCUGCACGGCCUCGAUCAUGACCCUGUGCGUGAUCAGCAUCGACAGGUACCUUGGGAUCACCAGGCCGCUAACAUACCCUGUGAGGCAGAACGGGAAAUGCAUGGCGAAAAUGAUUCUCUCCGUCUGGCUUCUUUCCGCCUCCAUCACUUUACCCCCGCUCUUCGGAUGGGCUCAGAAUGUAAAUGAUGACAAGGUGUGCCUGAUCAGCCAGGAUUUUGGCUACACGAUUUAUUCCACCGCGGUGGCAUUUUAUAUCCCCAUGUCCGUCAUGCUUUUCAUGUACUACCAGAUUUACAAGGCCGCCAGGAAGAGCGCUGCCAAACACAAGUUCCCCGGCUUCCCGCGCCUGCAGGAGCCGGACAGCAUCAUCUCCCUGAACGGCAUGGGGAAGCUCCAGAAGGAGGUGGAGGAGUGCGCCAACCUUUCGAGACUCCUCAAACACGAAAGGAAAAACAUCUCCAUCUUUAAGAGGGAGCAGAAAGCAGCCACCACCUUGGGGAUCAUCGUCGGGGCCUUCACCGUAUGCUGGCUGCCGUUUUUCCUCCUCUCCACAGCCAGGCCCUUCAUCUGUGGUACUUCCUGCAGCUGUAUCCCGCUGUGGGUGGAGAGGACAUUUCUGUGGCUGGGCUAUGCAAACUCUCUCAUUAACCCUUUUAUAUAUGCCUUCUUCAACCGGGACCUGAGGACCACCUAUCGCAGCCUGCUCCAGUGCCAGUACCGGAAUAUCAACCGGAAGCUCUCGGCUGCAGGCAUGCACGAGGCCCUGAAGCUUGCUGAGAGGCCGGAGAGGCCCGAGCUUGUGCUGUAAGACAAAACUCUGACUACUGUAGAAAAAAGAGUCAUGAUUCAUGAUCAAAAGCGAAAUCACGGAGACGAAAAAAACCAGGCAAGACAGAGGUGGCAACAGAACGAAAUCAUUUGCUGAGACUAUGGAAUGCGGCUUCUGUCCUUUCUUGGGAUGGCUCAGACGUGACAAACAGGGUGAUCUGUUGUACAAAGUAUAUUAUGAGGGAGAUGGUGACCUCCUUUUUUUCCCCCCCUGUGGAUCAGUGCUAUUGUGUGCAAUUGAAAAUAGCCCUCAGUUCAAAGACAGCCAGAUCAGCUCAGCUGUAUGCGCUCCAACAGAGCUGAGUUCCAGAAAGGAAACAGUUUCUGGUGCUUUGCGUAUGUCCAAGUUCAUGCAAGUGGAAGCGAGUUCCAGCGCAUACUUCCCAUGCUUCCGAGUCUAGGCAUUAUGGUGAAUAUCCAGGAAUCAUUCAUGAGGCAGCAACUCUUGUUGUAGGACAGAAGGGUGUUUUCCCAAGCUAACUGCAGUAAGCAUAGUGUUGAAUAUGUUGCAUGUCUGUGUUAGAAAACAGAGCCCCGUCAUCAGCUCAUGCAAACGAUUUCCCAGAGCAGUGUCUGUUGUAAGCUUCUGUCAAACAGUUCGGCUUUUCUGCAGGGUCCCUGUGACUUCCCCACCAACGUACUUUCUUUGUUAACUCACUUACUGUUAUGGUAUAACUCAGGAACAGAUCUCAGGAUGGAGAGCAUCAUAAAACCGGAAUAAAGCUUUUUCUUGGGCUCACACUUCUUCCAAGGGGUCCUGAGAGAUUAAGGCAAUUCCUUCCCUAAGGAUUUCUACCAGGAUGGAGAGCGAGGGCCACCUGACCGCACCGUAGGUUAGCAUGGGUGUUGGCACUAAACCAACUCUCAUCACACACGGGUGCUGCGGGCCCUCAGGCUGGUCCAUCACUGUGUGUUUAGGGGAGGAAGUAGGGGAAUAAUGGGGUGUCCAUGAAAGGUGGUGCCUCUGGAGAUGGAGCGUCAGUAUGUUAAUUCUUGUUGAGUAGCAUUGUGUUAAACUGAAUUGUGCGAACCGGAGGUCACCUAGGCCAUUCUUGGUGAACACUCCAGAAUGCCAUUCUGUUCCUUCUGGAAGACUUGUUUUUUUUUGUGUUCUCUGUAUCUUAAAUCAAAUGUGUGCCUGGCCAGUUGUGUUCUCCUUUCUCCCUCCCCACAGUGGUAGAUGUUAGGGCAGACAAGGAAGCAGAAGAGGCCCCUUUGCAGAUAGGUUUUGUGUUUUUUUUUUCAGUGGAACUGUGCAAUGUUAUAAGCUAAGGAGACAGGAAGACAGUCGAUGAGAAAAGAAGAGUGCCUCUAAGGGGAAACAAAAUGAAUGCAAACCUUCAUUUGAUAAAAGAGAACUGAAAAAGAAUACUAUUUUCCUACCAUAAAUGUAGCUGUCCCCUCACAGGAUAACAUGGAAUUCCAACGUGGAUUAUGGAUUUCUUCCAACUUUCACUGACAUUGCUUCUUAUCAGAUACAGGGAAGGGUCUGCCUUUCCUGAAGGGGAGGCGGGCCUGUCCUUUGGGACAAAGCUUGCAAAUCCCUGAACCGCAAAUUUGCUAAAGUGACUGUAUAUACUUAUACUCAUAAUUUAAAUGAUUAAUUCUGGUCAGAUAAAUGUUGUUAAAUUUGAAAAUGUUUUAUUACCUUACAUCAAAUAAAGUUUAUUUGUAGCUGUAAUAAAGCAACUUAAAUAAUGAUUUUUAAUUGGAGGUCUGAUGUCAUAAAUGUUGGAUAUGUAGAAUGGCAGAAGGGCAAGCUUUCUGUAUUUGCUAAAUUUUAACAGGUAAUCAGGACAGCUCUGUAAUUAAUUGCAUUUCACUGUGAGGAUUCAUCCAUUUUGUAACUUUUUUUUUUAAGAAUGAGUAUUCAUUUCUUGAUUAAUGAGCAUUUAUUGGACUCCUUCCAUAUUCAGCACUGUGGAUAACAAAGGAACCAAGAUGGGUAAAGCACGUUCUUACUUUUAAGAAGUUUGCCUUCAGGUACAAGGCAGACAUUUCUCAGAUUGUCACCAUAUAGUGUAGUAAAUGCCAUAGCAGUUUGCAGAGAGUGACAAGUUUUUUGUUUGUUUGUUUGUUUUCCUGUUCAUAUUUUUUUUGUUUUUUUUUCCUGUCCAUAAGACAGGGCAUUAUGGUUAAUUGAAUUAAUUAAGGUUUUCAAAUGUUUUAUUUAAAUUUUUUUUAUUAGGACCUUAGUUGUUCAAAGUGACUCUUGAUCCCACCUGAUUUGAACACCUGAUUAUUGAAUUCAGCUUCAUUCUGGCUACAGGGGCUGGACACUGGACACUGUGCUUUACAUGUAUGACAACCAAAUGAAAGGAAAAGGUAGAAAUUGAAAAAUAUCCAACAAUUUAUAAUACUGUUUGACAUGCAGCAUAAAUUGUGGCAAAGGGAUAGCUUUUGAUUUAACUAAGAAUUGGGAAAAUCACUGAAAUAAACAUUUUACAUAUACUUUAUGACUGUUCAGCAAGAAUGACUAUUAUGACUAAUGUCUCUUCUCACUCUAGGGUAUUAGCUGU